AUGGACACUCCAACACCCACACCCCCCAAAAUCGGCGUCAUAAUCUGUAGCACCAGAAAUCCCCGCGUCUGUCCCCAAAUCGCCAAAUUCGUCCAGGAUACAAUCCAAUCCACGCAACCCAACACCACCACCACCACCACCACCAAUCCAACAACCCACCUAAUCGACCUAACCACCUGGAACCUCCCCCUAUACAACGAACCAGGCAUCCCCUCCCAAAUCAAAGAUACCACCCAAUACACACACGCCCAUACCCGCGCCUGGAGUGCCGAAAUAACCCGCUACGACGCAUUCAUCUUCGUCACGCCCCAGUAUAACUGGGGGUAUCCGGCAGCAAUCAAGAAUGCGCUUGAUUAUCUUUACCAUGAGUGGGCUGGGAAGCCGGCUUUCGUGGUUAGUUAUGGGGGUCAUGGGGGUGGGAAGGCUAAUAGGCAGUUGAGGGGAGGUUUUGGAGGGACUGAGGAUGAGGAUUGUUGA
This is a messenger RNA of Penicillium cataractarum, 477 nucleotides long. Its product is annotated as NADPH-dependent FMN reductase. The coding region runs from base 1 to 477 and encodes 158 amino acids. Gene Ontology annotation, molecular function: oxidoreductase activity; FMN binding. The record is from RefSeq and is a predicted model, not a curated record. NCBI's taxonomy places the organism in Eukaryota, Fungi, Ascomycota, Eurotiomycetes, Eurotiales, Aspergillaceae. Gene Ontology annotation, cellular component: cytosol. The transcript has a single exon.